This is a messenger RNA of Cynocephalus volans (Philippine flying lemur), 1360 nucleotides long. RefSeq names its product 5',3'-nucleotidase, mitochondrial (gene NT5M). The record is from RefSeq and is a predicted model, not a curated record. Lineage: Eukaryota; Metazoa; Chordata; Mammalia; Dermoptera; Cynocephalidae. Gene Ontology annotation, cellular component: mitochondrion. Gene Ontology annotation, biological process: pyrimidine deoxyribonucleotide catabolic process. Bases 1 to 678 code for a protein of 225 amino acids. Gene Ontology annotation, molecular function: 5'-nucleotidase activity. The transcript has 5 exons.
AUGAUGCGGCUGGGCGGCUGGUGUGCGCGGCGGCCCCGCGGCGCGGCGGUCCCGGCGGGGCGGCGCGGGGCGGCGGGGCGGGCGGGCGACCGCGCCCUGCGGGUGUUGGUGGACAUGGACGGCGUGCUGGCCGACUUCGAGGGCGGCUUCCUCAGGAAGUUCCGCGCGCGCUUCCCCGAGCAGCCCUUCAUCGCGCUGGAGGACCGGCGCGGCUUCUGGGUGUCGGAGCAGUACGGCCGCCUGCAGCCCGGGCUGAGCGAGAAGGCCGUCAGCAUAUGGGAGUCGAAGAACUUCUUUUUUGAGCUUGAGCCUCUGCCAGGGGCUGUGGAAGCUGUGAAGCAGAUGGCCAACCUACAAAACACUGAGGUCUUCAUCUGCACCAGCCCCAUCAAGAUGUACAAGUACUGUCCCUAUGAGAAGUACGCCUGGGUGGAGAAGCACUUUGGCCCUGAGUUUCUGGAGCAGAUGGUGCUAACCAGAGACAAGACCGUGGUCUCUGCUGACCUUCUCAUAGACGACCGGCCGGACAUCACAGGGGCCGAGCCAAACCCCAGCUGGGAGCAUGUCCUCUUCACAUCCUGCCACAACCAGCAUCUGCAGCUGCAGCCCCCCGGCCGCAGGCUGCACUCGUGGGCGGACGACUGGAAGGCCAUUCUCGACAGCAAGCGGCCCUGCUGAGCUGGACUGUGCUUUGGGCUCCCCACUGGGCCCCGAUCUCAGGGCUCCCAGCUCAGGUCCUGUGGGGCUGGUGCUCUGGGCUGGGGGCUUCCCCCCAGACGUCCUGGCCAAGAUGACCCCCUGCUGCAUGUCCCCUCCCUUUCCCAGCCCUGCCAGGCCUUAACCUGAUCUCGGGGCAGGGCUGGGCCAUGGGGGCCCUAGGACAAAGACGUGUGCUCCCAUGUGCUUGAGACUGACCUCAGUCAGCAGGCCCCAAGCCGCCAGGGGCCUAGGCCAGGCAGGAGUCGAGGCCGUGGUCCAGAGGGCCAGCAGCCCUCUCCACUCGCCAGGUAGGUGCCCUGAGGCAUCAGGGGUACCGCCUUCCCAGGGCCUGCAGCCCUUCAACAAGGAGUGCUUGGAAGCUGAGGUGCUUCCAGGUGGGGAUGAGCCCCUCACUGUCAGCCAUGGCACUGCUUAUUCUACCUGUCCUGCCCAUUCUGGUCUCCCCACAUGACCUGUCAUGUAUUCAGGAAGCGCUUGCCCGGUUCCUGUGGCUAGCAGGCUCUGUGCUGGGGGAUGACAGUGGCCCUACCUUUGACCAGUUCAGAGGUUUCUUGCAUCUCUGUCCCUGCUCAGGGCCCAGCAGAGCCGGCAGCCUUGAACGUUUGUUGAAUGCAUGAAAAAUAAAUGCUGUUCACGUGUA